Cucurbita maxima (winter squash) is the source of this 1329-nucleotide messenger RNA. Its product is annotated as THO complex subunit 4A-like. Lineage: Eukaryota; Viridiplantae; Streptophyta; Magnoliopsida; Cucurbitales; Cucurbitaceae. Gene Ontology annotation, molecular function: mRNA binding. The record is from RefSeq and is a predicted model, not a curated record. The transcript has 6 exons. Bases 147 to 863 code for a protein of 238 amino acids. Gene Ontology annotation, biological process: mRNA export from nucleus. Gene Ontology annotation, cellular component: nucleus.
UAUCUUCAGAAAAAAAUCGGCAUCAGCCCUCAAUUUUCUCCCAAACCCUUCACUCUCGACGAAACUGCGAAACCCUAAUUUUCUCCUCUCUCUUACUCCCUCUUUCGACUGCUCCUUCAGUGUUUCUGUUAAAUUUCUCUUUGAAGAUGGCCGCUCCUUUGGAUAUGAGUCUCGAUGAUAUCAUAAAGAACAACAAAAAAUCCAGAUCCGGAAUUUCUAGAGGUCGCGGUAGAGGGUCCGGACCGGGUCCUGUCCGUCGAAUCCCCAAUCGCGCCGCUAAUCGCACACCUUAUUCCGCUCCCAAGGCGCCGGAGACGACCUGGCAGCAUGAUAUGUUUGUCGAUCAGGGCGCGGGGUUCCCCGUGCAAGCUGGACGUGCCUCUAGCAUUCAGACUGGAACUAAGCUCUACAUAUCUAAUUUAGAUUAUGGUGUCUCUAACGAAGAUAUUAAGGAACUUUUUUCUGAGGUCGGAGAUAUGAAACGCUACGGUAUCCAUUAUGACAAAAGUGGCAGAUCCAAGGGAACGGCGGAAGUAGUUUUCUCACGACGAGGAGAUGCUGCUGCGGCUGUCAAGAAGUACAACAACGUGCAGCUAGAUGGAAAACCGAUGAAGAUAGAGAUCGUUGGAACUAAUAUUGCCACUCAUGCUGUUGGUCCUCCCGCUGCUGUGAACCCUUUCGAAAAUUUUAAUGGGGUUCCUAGAAGGCAACAAGGUAGGGGUGGUCUGCCAUCACGUCAACGUGGUGGUCGUGGUUCUGGAAGGGGGCGUGGGCGGGGAAGAGGCCCAAGUGAAAAAGUAUCUGCCGAAGAUCUUGAUGCCGACUUGGAAAAGUAUCAUGCUGAGUCGAUGCAGAUAAAUUAGUGGAUUCAUACAUUAUUUGGUUCUGUCACCUUCAGUUGUUCUCUGUAUCACAACCAUUGUCUAGACUUCGCAGAAAAGGGCUAUGGUUAUCCUUAGAGUUGGUUUGAAUUUCUUACAGCUUUUGGGCUUUCUUUUAUUUAGAUUUCAUAUGACUUCAGCAUGGUAAUGUAAUUGACGAACAGUAGUCAGUGUGUACUCUGCUUUCAUUCAUUAAGUCCUUUCUGUUUCAUUUAAUGAGUUGGGAAUCAAAGUGGAUCUAUUUCCCACCCUUUGCCCGAUCACAUCUGCGUGGAUGAUGUUGGUUUGAUAAAAUACCACUCCCAGAUUGCACAACAAAUGAGUUGCAGCUCCUUAUUGAGGGAACUUCAACUCCACAAAACUAAUAUGUAGGCACUAAAAGAUGAACACACUUCAUAGCAUGCUAUGGGAUCCUACUCUGAGUCAAAUUAUUCUAAGAAACUACCAA